AUGAGCAGCUACUGGUUCAAGAACUUUUGCGGGUUGCCCGUCACUGACUUCGAGCUGCUGAAGGUCCCUCAUCCCGGCGCCGAGUUCUCCAUUCAUGUGACGUUGCGCAGUAUUCAGACCGGCGCCCUGCUCGGCUUCCGAUCCUGGGCCCGCUCUCAACGGCGCUCUUCGCCAACACGGAACGCCGAUUCGACCUGCGGACCG
Molecule: messenger RNA, 204 nt
Organism: Mesorhabditis spiculigera
Lineage: Eukaryota; Metazoa; Nematoda; Chromadorea; Rhabditida; Rhabditidae
Source: the annotation of a GenBank genome assembly